UUAAUAAUAAAAACACUCAACAACAAUUCACUUAGCUUUAUAGGGAAAUUCUUCAUGAAAAUACACCGGUUCACAAUUGUGUGCCGAUUCACAACCGAACCGACUUCGAUUUAUUCCCGAAUAUCACUCUAUCAUCAACCCGAUAGCAUUACAGCUUCGCACAUCUUCCAUGAGAGAAGCUGCAAAAACACUUAGCUUUCUCAUUGUGAAAUGGCAGAAUUAACAAGUACUCUCGGUACAAUCAUACCUACAUCCCUUUCAGAUAUUUUCCAUGGAUUUGUUAAAUCAAAUGUAUUGUUCACCGCCUGUGAAUUAGGUAUAUUUGACGUACUGUGCGAUAAGCAUUCGGCAGAACAUGUGGCAGAAAAUGUUAAACCAAGCUGCAAAACUGGCUCAACUCGUCGACUUCUUGACACACUUGUAGCUAUGCAAUUACUUGUCAAAGAAAUGGACAGCGACCCGCCUGUCUACUUCAAUAGCCAAACUGCAGAGGCAUUUCUUACUAGGAAAAGUCCCAAGUCUCUCAUAAGCUACUUUGAAUUCCUUCACGCCACCACUUACAAGCUAUUUGACAACCUGAAACAUGCGGUUGUCGAGGAGGAGCCACAAUGGCAACGAGCCUUCGAUCAGCCGGCUUCAGAAAUUUACAAAAUAUUGCAUUCCAAUAAAGAAAAGCUGAUGCGUAUCUACUCGAGAUUUGAUUGCGUUCACCGAUUGGAAGCACCUGGGGUGAUGUCUGCGUUUGACUUGAACCCUUUUAAACACAUGUGUGACCUUGGAGGAGGAACUGGCUGUUUUUCAUACGAGGCGUGCAAGCAGUAUCCUGCAUUAAAAAUCACGAUUUACGAAAUGCAGCCAAUCUUAGAUGUCGCGCCUGCUUUCAAGCCAACCAUCGCUGAUUGCCCUAACCAAUCAAACGUCACCUACGUAGCGGGAGACUUUUUUAAAGACCCACUUCCGGUUGCUGACCUGUAUUUUCUGGCCCAUGUUCUCCACAAUUGGGCAGAAGAAAAGGUUGACUUGCUACUUAGCAAAGUUUUUGCAGUGCUGCCACCAGGUGGAGGUAUACUUCUUGGGGAAGUUCUCCUUCCCGUUGACGAGCCGAAUCCACAGCUCUCUGCACUCUUCAUGGACCUCAGCAUGCUAGUGACCUGCGAGUCAGGGGCACGUGACCGUUCGGGCCCCGAGUACAAACGAUUACUGGAGAGACAUGGAUUUCAAGACGUGCGGAUGAAAUCCUUGCCAGGCGCCAAAACGACCGAUGCUGUUUUCGCCCGGAAACCUUAAAAUCGCCACAGCGCGACGGCACUUAUACUUUACCAUACGUAAUUUUCUACGACAGCUUGUGAACAAAAUUACAAAAUAUCCGCUUUGGCAUUGAACAAAAUAGAAGUAGUAAAAAGUCUAAGUUAAUUCUGUA
Messenger RNA from Nematostella vectensis (starlet sea anemone), 1420 nucleotides. Its product is annotated as acetylserotonin O-methyltransferase. Bases 211 to 1287 code for a protein of 358 amino acids. The record is from RefSeq and is a predicted model, not a curated record. Lineage: Eukaryota; Metazoa; Cnidaria; Anthozoa; Actiniaria; Edwardsiidae. Gene Ontology annotation, molecular function: O-methyltransferase activity. The transcript has 3 exons.